GCUCCUAUUGGGUGCACACGCGGAAGUGAGGGGAACACUUGCUAACAACAACACUGACUUCCACUGAUGUACUUUUGCCUCUCGGAGAGGUUUUAACUCACUCAUGGCUUUACCGCCUCAGCUCAGAGCCAUCCAGCACCACCUGCGGACCGCACAGGAACAUGAGAAACGGGACCCGGUCGUGGCUUACUACUGUCGGCUCUACUCUAUGCAGACGGGCAUGAAGCUGGACAGUAAAACACCAGAGUGCCGAAAGUUCCUCAUCAAACUCAUGGACCAGCUGGAGUCGAUGAAGAAGGAGCUGAGUGACAAUGACUCCAUCAGCCAGGAGGUGGUUGGUAACGCCCACAUUGAAAACUACGCCUUAAAAAUGUUUCUGUACGCCGACAAUGAAGACAGAGCCGGUCGAUUCCACAAGAACAUGAUCAAGUCCUUUUACACGUCCAGCCUGCUGCUGGAUGUCUUGUCUGUGUUUGGGGAGUUGUCAGAGGAGAACAUCCAGCAUCGGAAGUAUGCCCGCUGGAAGGCCACCUACAUCCACAACUGUCUGAAGAACGGAGAGACUCCUCAGGCUGGGCCCAUCGCUAUGGGCGAGGACGAGGAAGCAGAUGAGUUUGGAGCCGAAGGUUUCUCAGGCGCUGGCACCUCCCACGGUGCUUCCUUCAGGGGAGAUCCUCCUUCACAGUCCUUUCAGGGCCAGGAUGAGGGUUUGGGUCCAGGUCCUGCCCCGGGGAUUGGCUUUACUCCCAGUCCGGGACCAGGCCCAUCAGGUCCCCCAGCCACAAACUACAACAACAUCCACAUCCCACCAGGGGCCCAUGCACCGGCCAACACUCCAGCUGAGCUGCCACCACCUACAGCAGAAGCUGCUAAACCAGUGCCUAUGCCCCGAUCAGUGCCCACUGUUGACCCCACACUGCUCAACGCCCAGCAGCAGGGCGGCGUUCAUCUAUCUCCAGAAGACUUCACCAAGGCCCAGAAGUACUGCAAGUACGCCGGCAGCGCCCUGCAGUACGAAGACGUCGGCACGGCGAUCCAGAACCUCCAGAAAGCCCUGAAACUCCUCACCACCGGCAAAGAAUGAAGCCUUUGUCCUCCUCCCAUCUGAUCCCUCCAUCCCUCCUUUUCUUCCCCCUCUCUUUUCUCUCCAGCAGCGCCGCUCUAUCUGUCACUGAUCUGGUACACAGCGAGCUGAGGACGCGACACACACUCACACACUAACACACACACGCACACACACACGCGCACACACACACACACACACACACACACUAAGGCCGUCCUGUGAAGAGAGCCGUUCAGCUCGCCGUCAGACGAGGACAUGAUGGAAAUCAGUGCGCAACAAUGGCCGCCUGUGUCCCACACUGUCGCACUGAUUGACGGGAUAACUGACCGACUGACUGCAGAACAUGUCGACGUUGAUGGAUUUUAAUUACCGCAGAUCAAAGCUUCAUCGUUGACCACAAUUGGCUCAUUACAAGUUCACCAAUCUCUUGCACGGCAGACAGAAAGUUAACUCAGGGUCCACUUACUGGGUUUUUACUGAGCUGCUAUGAUCAGCGCUUCCAGAUAAUUACAGGUUCUUCGUGUAUCACAUUGUUCAAGGAGCUUUACACACUUUAUACAAGAAAUAAAACAAGAGAGAUCAAAAAACAGGAAGUGGUGAGAUCAAAGCACUGAAGACAUGAGUGAGUGGAGCUUUAGUUGGAGUUUUCCCAAAUGAGACUGAACAAACUGACUUUCAGCCUCUUCUGUUAACAUUGACUUGUUAAGGGAUUAGCAUCAGUUUAGGGAAUCAGGAGAAAUCAAUAGGAGCUAAUGAUUUUCACUGACCGAAAAGUACCCGCCUACUUUGAAUAACAAAAAAUCCCAACCUUGUUGUUUGCUUUUUGUUCAGAUUGAAUGAUUAUCUGUGUGGGUGAUGAUUGGAUCCAAUAUUCCGUUUGUCAGUUUUAUCUUUUUAACUGAUUCCUGAUAAGAAUUAAUACAUUUAGGAAUGCAAUCUUUUGGCUGUCAUUCAGACUCCUCUUUCUAUCUGUAGACACUCUGUGGUCUCAAUCAGCCACAUUCUUAUCUGAUUAUCCACCUGUCAUGAGCAAUAGUCUCCCCACACUAAAGGAUAAAAGCGGAAAAGUUUUCUUUUAUGAAGUGUAAGUAAAAAAAUUAAGUUGGAAAAAAAAAGUCAAAGUUUUGAUUUGGAAUUUUUGAAAAUAUGACAGCAAGAUUUUCAUUUUUGCUGCAAAUUUAUAUCAGUUAUCUGUAUCAGCCCCCCCAAAAAAACAUUGACUGCUAGUUUUUUUCUUUGUGUAUGGAAUAAAUGUGCAAACAAUUCAGUUUUUGAGGUUUUGGAUGCUGCAGUCUUUGCUGAUUUUAGCAACUCAUCUUCUGACUGCAGAUUCGGACAAAUAUAUUGAUUUGUGCUAAUCGAACUACAAGAGAAGUAUUUACCAAAAUACUGACAGCCUGACAUGAUACGUAUUAAAGACACUAAGGAGAGGGAUGACAGAUUCACUGAGAGGACUGGCUUGUUUACAGCACUGAAUACCGUAACUCUGACUUGUAGAUCCAUGAAGUAACUUUCCAAAAAGACAUUCAUAUGGUUCCUUCAGAUUUUCUUCGUCUUCAUAAUCGUAGAGGAAAAACUUGCUCUGGAAACCCUGUUUUUUGUCUCUUCUAACGUGUAUCUGUACAAUUCAGAAUGUACUCGGCCAUCGAUAUUUUGUCUUGUACGAUCAGUAUGUUUUCGUCACCGCUCGUCUUGAUUUUAACCGCCUGCGUACACUUCUUACAAGAUAAAACUGCGUCUCUUUGGUGUCACAUCCAUUCAGUCCUAACGCUCAGACAAUAAAGAACAAAGUAUGGAGGAGAAACGUCUACAAUCCGGUAGAUCAGUAAUCAGCAGGUUGGAGCGUCACAUAGUUCUUCAAAUUUUUGUGUCUUGGGGAAGUGGAGAAUUUUUUUUUCUUCUAUUUUUCUUUGAAUGUAGACUUUUCACUGUCUCUGUAAUGUUAGUGAGGAGGAGGAUGGUGGCUGUAGUUUCAGCUUUAGUUAUCUUCUGGUUAUUUAAUCAUUCUCAGAACUUGUGUAAGUAAGACUUUAAAGGUUUUCACAAAGUUGCACGAAGCUUCAGUAUCAGAGCGAUUCCAGGCAACUUGAAUAAAAGGUUUGAAAUGA
Amphiprion ocellaris (clown anemonefish) is the source of this 3174-nucleotide messenger RNA. RefSeq names its product vesicle (multivesicular body) trafficking 1 (gene vta1). Gene Ontology annotation, cellular component: multivesicular body. The transcript has 8 exons. The coding region runs from base 104 to 1084 and encodes 326 amino acids. Lineage: Eukaryota; Metazoa; Chordata; Actinopteri; Pomacentridae. The record is from RefSeq and is a predicted model, not a curated record. Gene Ontology annotation, biological process: late endosome to vacuole transport via multivesicular body sorting pathway.